AUGGCCUCGCCCAAAGAGCCGGUGUCUAACACAACUGAAGAGAUGCGCGCAACGAUUUCGUUACAUUGUUCGGUCGAUCCAGUUAUUGACUUCAGUCGGUUCUCUUCAUGGGAUCGGUUGCUACGGGCCACAGCAUAUACCCUUCGAUUCCUUAAUAACUCUUCCAAGAUGAAGCCAAAAAUCAAUGGACUACUUCAACAAGAUGAACUUCAAGUAGCAGAGGUAACGAUCUUCAGGCUUGUACAGCGCGAGUCGUACUCGGACGAGAUCAGCGCACUAUCCACUAAGGCAGCGAACAAAACCGGACAGGACUUCAUCGGGAAGCACAGCUCUAUCUACCAACUAAUACCGUUUCUAGACGAUAAUGGCUUGCUGCGUGAACGUGGUCGGCUUGGUGCAGCUGAGGACAUAUGCUACAACGUGCGUCAUCCUAUUAUCCUCCCGCGGAACCAUCUCGUAACGCUGCUUCUAGUGAAUAUGUACCAUCGCCAAUACCGCCACUGCAAUUCGGAGACCGCCGUUAACGAAAUACGUCAGCUAUUUAACAUUCCAAGACUCCGCUCAAUUGUAAGGAAAGUAAGCCGCGACUGCACCUUUUGUAAGAUCCGUAGGGCAAAGCCAGCUAUUCCACUCAUGGCGCCUCUACCACCUGCUCGUCUGGCCCACCACGAGCCACCAUUUACCUAUACGGGUUUGGACUACUUCGGGCCACUAUUGGUAAAGCAGGGGCGAUCCAACGUCAAGCGUUGGAUCGCACUUUUCACAUGUUUGACAAUACGAGCCGUCCAUUUGGAAGUCGCUUACACUUUGUCUACGGAAUCAUGUAUCUCUUGUGUCCGGCGGUUCGUUGGUCGUCGCGGACCUCCUGCUGAAUUCUUUAGUGAUAACGGGACGAAUUUCCAAGGAGCGGAACGAAUUCUACGGUACCAGAUAAGCCAGGGACUGUCUGCAACGUUUACCAGCACUGACACGAAAUGGAACUUCAUACCGCCAGGAGCGCCUCAUAUGGGCGGAGCCUGGGAACGUUUAGUGCAAUCAGUGAAAGCUGCGAUCGGGGAUGCCUACUCUGAGGGAAAGCUCAACGACGAGGGGCUGCAGACUUUGGUCGUGGGGGCGGAGAAUAUGGUAAACUCAAGGCCUCUGACCUAUCUACCGCUUGACUCUGAAGAGACCGAGGCUCUUACGCCAAACCAUUUCUUGAUAUUGAGCUCUUCUGGCAUGAAACGUUAUAAAAGAGAUACUGCUACAGUUCGUGGUCAUUCUAGUGAACUUGUUCGCAAAGAAAUCCUGGGUAGGUCAUGGGAACUAAUUCAGAGGCAGCUAGGAAUAUUUUGGAAACGUUGGCUGAUGGAAUACUUGCCGGUGAUCCGUCGGCAACCAAAAUGGUUCGAUGAGGCACGAGCACUACAGGAAGGGGACUUGGUAAUGGUCGCUGAACCUAUGAAGCGUAAUGGGUGGCAACGGGGACGAAUCAUCCGCACAAUCCAGAACCCGGAUGGACGACAACGACAAGCGGUUGUGAAAAUUGGGGAAAAAACCUUUGUAAGGCCGAUGACACGGUUGGCGCUACUUGAUCUGAAGGAAAACCGUGAAGAUCCGGACGAUUCCGGACUACACCGGGGGGAGACUGUUGGCGCAGAAGAGGACAAUCUGGCAACCCUGUCAUCUAUUUUAAAAGCGCCGCGUUCACCUGUCAAAGCGUCGAAGCGGUUCCAGUGA
Messenger RNA from Armigeres subalbatus, 1719 nucleotides. RefSeq lists its product as uncharacterized. The record is from RefSeq and is a predicted model, not a curated record. The transcript has a single exon. Lineage: Eukaryota; Metazoa; Arthropoda; Insecta; Diptera; Culicidae. Gene Ontology annotation, molecular function: nucleic acid binding. The coding region runs from base 1 to 1719 and encodes 572 amino acids. Gene Ontology annotation, biological process: DNA integration.